AUGUUCGCUAGAAGCGCUUUCAGGGCUGCGCAGCCCCUUAAGAUGCAAACUCGCCGCUACGCGACCGAGCCCGCGAAGGGCGGCUCCAACGCGGCUCUCUACGCCGGCGCAGCCGCCGCCGUGGCCGGCGGAGCGUACUACUUCCUCUCUGGCUCGGGUGCUGCCCAGAAGGCCGAGGCCGCCGUUGGCGUGGCCCCUAAGAAGGCCCUGACGGGAGGCGACCAGGGUUUCAUCUCGCUGAAGCUGGAGGACGUCGAGAUCGUCAACCACAACACCAAGAAGUUCCGCUUCAAGCUGCCCGAGGACGACAUGGUCUCCGGUCUGAGCGUCGCGAGCGCCGUGCUUACCAAGUACAAGGGUCCCGAGGAUGAGAAAGCCACUUUGAGGCCUUAUACUCCGAUUAGUGACGAGGAGGCCAAGGGUCACAUUGACCUCAUCGUCAAGAAGUACCCCAAUGGCCCCAUGUCUACGCACAUGCACGACAUGGUUCCCGGCCAGCGCCUCGACUUCAAGGGCCCUCUUCCCAAGUAUCCUUGGACCCCUAACAAGCACGAGCACAUCGCCUUAGUUGCUGGCGGAACUGGUAUCACCCCCAUGUACCAGAUCGCCCGUGCCAUCUUCAAGAACCCCGACGACAAGACCAAGGUCACCCUCGUAUUCGGCAAUGUCAGCGAGGAUGACAUCCUUCUCAAGAAGGAGUUCGCUGAGCUCGAGAACACUUACCCCCAGCGCUUCCGUGCCUUCUACGUCCUAGACAACCCACCCAAGGAGUGGGCCGGCGGCAAGGGCUUCGUCACUAAGGAACUGCUGAAGCAGGUCCUUCCUGAGCCCAAGUCUGAGAACAUCAAGGUCUUCGUGUGUGGACCUCCCGGCAUGAUGAACGCUGUUUCAGGCAACAAGAAGAGCCCCAAGGACCAGGGCGAGCUUGUUGGCAUCCUGAAGGACUUGGGCUACACUCCUGACCAGGUUUACAAGUUCUAA
Molecule: messenger RNA, 981 nt
Organism: Colletotrichum truncatum
Lineage: Eukaryota; Fungi; Ascomycota; Sordariomycetes; Glomerellales; Glomerellaceae
Source: RefSeq, a predicted model, not a curated record